Messenger RNA from Cucurbita pepo subsp. pepo (vegetable marrow), 1076 nucleotides. Its product is annotated as stress enhanced protein 2, chloroplastic. Gene Ontology annotation, biological process: cellular response to high light intensity. The record is from RefSeq and is a predicted model, not a curated record. NCBI's taxonomy places the organism in Eukaryota, Viridiplantae, Streptophyta, Magnoliopsida, Cucurbitales, Cucurbitaceae.
GGUGCCUCACCUCACAUAGCUGAAAACUGCGUGAGCGUACAAAAAAGGCUCCACGUCCCAUCCUCCCAUCACCUCCAACGUGUACUCUAAAUCCACCAUUCUCAGAUUCUUCUUUUCCACUGCUCAUUCUUCCAUUCUCUCCCAUCUUCAAUCGCACUACGCACGCCCUCUUCCAUGGCUUCCUCGCCACGCUCUAUUCACUGUCAGUUGCGCUCCUCCUUGCCCGACGUCCCGCCAAGAUCGCCUCCCGCUUCCGUUUCGCUUCCGAAACCUAAGUCCGCCGAUUCGGAUUCCCCGAAGAUCCUUCUACAGCCUCGUUUGUGCACUUUGAGAUCCUUUGGAUCCGAUCCGGUUGUUCCUAUUAAGGCUAAGAGCGUAGCCGCUGGAGAUGCUUCAGACGACGACGACGUUUCUCGGUUCUUCGCGACUCUGUCUGAGUACAUAGAGAGUUCGAAGGAUAGCCAUGAGUUCGAGAUCAUCUCCGGCCGCCUCGCCAUGAUUGUGUUUGCGGCCACCGUAACAAUGGAGGUGGUGACGGGAAAUUCAGUAUUCAGGAAGAUGGAUUUGGAGGGGAUUGAGGAAGCAGCAGGAGUUUGUUUGGGAGCUGUUACUCUGGCAACCAUUUUUGCAUUCUCCUCCAACGCUCGAAACAGAGUAGGUCGAAUCUUCAGCAUCAGCUGCAACACCUUCAUUGAUUCGCUUAUUGACCAGAUCGUCGACGGCCUUUUCUACGAAAACGAUCCCAGCGACUUGUACGAUGACAAUUGAAUGCUCCGGCGGAAUCAAAGAUAUGUAAGUAUGCAUAUAUAUAUAUAUAAUACAGUGUAAGUAUAUGAAUUUAUAGCUUCAUAUGAAGGAUUUUCUCUGAUCAAGUGACCAGAAUCGGAAAUAGUUGAAGUUUCAUGAUUGAAGAAGUGUCACUUGAUUAGAUGAAAUUUAGUAAAGAUGGGUUUUAAUGCAUAAAAAUUAGUAAUACAAAGGAUUUGGUAUUUAGGAAAAAUGUGUUGGAGAUCAUGCAAUGGACAGCAUCAGAUAUAGAGAAUAUAUUAUAUAAUUGUCGUUUUGGUUUCUUUAAA